AUGAAAAACCUCUCCCAGGUGAUCCGAGAAGCAGGCCUCUACAACCACAUGAUCCCCGUGGAAUACCGCGACUUCGACGACCGGAUGCUCCAGCGACUCAUCGCCCAGUCGAUCGACUGCGAGCAGAAGAUCGCGUACGGGUGCGUGGAGGCGCCGCUCGACCUCGGGACCGCGACCUGGUUCACCUCGGCUCAGCGGAACAAGGUCAAUGCGUUGAGGAACGACGGGUACGGGUGUCCUUGCCACGGCAACAACUGCGCCCCCGACGACGGCUUCUGCUCCUGCGACUCCAGCUCCCCCCUCCCCGAAACGGACUGGACCAUCCUGAACCGAACCCGAAACGUGGGCAUCACCGAGAUCUACGCCUUGAACGACCCCGCCCAGAAAGAAACGGCCAAGGGCGACGUCAGCCUCGGUCCCCUCAUCUGUCAUCAACACGAGAGAGAAGAGGAGUGGGUGACAUUCUCCUCCCAGCAGAGUUUCCUCCCGAUCUCGAAGCAGUCGAUCAACCGGCUCCGACUGAGUUUCCGGACGGACCAGGAGCAAGGGAUCCUCCUCUCGCUCCCCUUCCCCAGCGAGGAGGAGCAGGCCUUCAUUCUGGGCCUCACAUCCGCGCGGCAUCAAAUACUUUUCAAUAAAAUACCGGUAAUUCCUGAGCACCUCCUGAGCACCUCCGCCCUCACCCCCCAAGGCACCACCCUCUCCCUGAACUACCCCGGCGGCAGCGAGAGCAUCGAGUCCCCGGAGACGCUCUCGGACGGGAGGGAGCACGUGCUCUGGCUGGACUUCGGGGGGGACCAGGUCCGACUCACGGUCGGGCUCCAGCUGCCCCGGAUCUUCAAUGUUUCGAGGGGGCUUCCCACCUUCUUCGAUCAGGUCUUCCUCGGGGGC
Darwinula stevensoni is the source of this 891-nucleotide messenger RNA. The record is from the annotation of a GenBank genome assembly. Lineage: Eukaryota; Metazoa; Arthropoda; Ostracoda; Podocopida; Darwinulidae.